AUGUAUUUCUCCAAGAUCGCUUUCCCUCUUGGCCUCCUGGCUACCGCAGUCAGCGCUGCUCCGAGUUCCUUCCAGCAGCCUUCCUCCAUUGUCAGUCGAGAGAUAAUUGACUACGGCGUCUCUUCUCUGGGCGGUGGAGACCUUGAGAAGCGCGAGAUUAUCGACCUGGGUCUCACCAACGAUGGCACCGAUGAUCUUGAGAAGCGUGGUAAGAGCAACUACGUCUCUAGCUGCGGUAAAAACUGGAUGCCCAUCGAGGAUGACAAGAGCAAGAGUCACUCGGGCUACCGGUCAGCCGUCGAGCAGUAUUGCUACCACGUUACCCACAGCCAGGAUGGCCUGCCUACGGUUAUUGGACAUGGUCAAAAGCACGCUGCCAUCGUCAAGGGCGGCUAUUAUCUGAAGGGUGAUGUUCCUGCGGCUGUUAACUUUGAAAUCCACAACAAGAUGAAGGAUGGCGACCACACUCCCAACCAGUCGGACUGUGAGACCUAUCUCAUGAAGAUGGCUGAUACCAACUCCAAGUGCUACGGCAGCAAGAACAAGGACACCAAGGGUGGCACCUGGCAGAUUGGCAGCGACGACGUUAGCUACCAUGCUCUUCCCGAGGCCAAUUCUACUUAA
This is a messenger RNA of Penicillium subrubescens, 624 nucleotides long. RefSeq lists its product as uncharacterized. Lineage: Eukaryota; Fungi; Ascomycota; Eurotiomycetes; Eurotiales; Aspergillaceae. The transcript has 2 exons. The coding region runs from base 1 to 624 and encodes 207 amino acids. The record is from RefSeq and is a predicted model, not a curated record.